AUGGAGUCAAAACCUCACAGCAUGGAGAAUGAUGAGAAUGUUACUGAAACUCAUUUCCGAUGUGAAGCAGCUACAUUUUUCGAGCUGGUAGCUGUCAAUAGUAGUAGUGAGACACCUGUAAUGUCAAUAUUGGGAGCCUCUCAACACUCCAAUAAAUACUCUGUGACAUGCAAGGAGAUCAAGGAUGAAGAAGACAUCAUUGCUAUUCGAGGAGUGCACUGGCGCGAACAGAAGCAGCCAGAUACUUCUUUUAUUCUUCAAGAAAUCUUGGAACAGGCUGAUGAAAUGUGUUGUGAUGCCGACGAAGAAGUACUACCAAAAUGUAGCAAUGAUGAAAUGAAUGCUGAGAGUGAGGAUGAGGACAUGAGUGGAGUCGAAGUUGAUGCUGCCACUGGAGAGACAUCAGCAUAUGACUACAGCUUCAAGCUGAGAGUGCCGCCUGGCAUUAAUGAUGCUCACAAAUCUCUGCAGGACUUGAAGCUUCUGUUGAAACUGCCCCAUGAUAAAAAGCUUGCUGGUAGUGUCAUCCUUUCUCCUGUCCUGAAGGAGAGGCUAACACAGGUGAAAAACUUCCUAACAACACACCCCGCAAACUCAGUCAGCCAGGCAGCAGAUCAAGCUGCGCAAAAUGUGGGAAAAGCCCAAGGGGUCCAUCUUCCAUGGUGCCUUCAAACCUGGGCAAAGGCAUACAUCAAGAAUUGGACAGCACUUCCUCACUAUAAACAGCCACAGAAGUACUCACAUGUUAAUGAUGAAGACUUUGCUGCAGAGUUAAAACUACACCUUCAGAGCAUCGGGAAAUAUGUUCAUGAACAGGAUCUGAUGAAGGAGCCUCAUUGUCAAUAUUCUGAUGGCCAUGAGCAGGAGGAUAUAGUGCAUUAUUGCCAUAAUUUUUUCAUUCCUGCAUGGGCUUGUUAUCAAGCUUGCACAUACAAAUGGAAACAAGAUGACCUCACCAUCAAAGACACUGGUGCAUGCCCAGAUCCUUUUGGCUAUCAUGUAGUUGUCUGGUUUCAUGAUGAAUCCACUUUCUAUGUGAAUGAUUGGAGGAAAAACCAUUGGGUCCACAUGAUGGAGAGUGCUGUCCCACAGCCAAAAGGAGAGGGAUGGCCAGGAGAGCAUGCUAUGGAUAUCCUGGAGAAGAAUUAUUCUGAUGAGGAUCAUGUCCUUGUCUUUGACAAUGCAACCACUCACCUGAAACGCGCAGAUGAUGCAUUAUCUGCACGAAAAAUGCCAAAAUGUCUGUCCACAACAUGGGGUGUAUCCAUCACCAAGAAAAGUGAUGAUGGGAGACCUAUUAUUGGCACAGAUGGCAAACCAGUCAAAGAAAAAAUAUGGAUGAAGGACGCAUAA
Messenger RNA from Suillus subalutaceus, 1353 nucleotides. RefSeq lists its product as uncharacterized. NCBI's taxonomy places the organism in Eukaryota, Fungi, Basidiomycota, Agaricomycetes, Boletales, Suillaceae. The transcript has 6 exons. The record is from RefSeq and is a predicted model, not a curated record. Bases 1 to 1353 code for a protein of 450 amino acids.